This is a messenger RNA of Closterium sp. Naga37s-1, 4062 nucleotides long. The record is from the annotation of a GenBank genome assembly. Lineage: Eukaryota; Viridiplantae; Streptophyta; Zygnematophyceae; Desmidiales; Closteriaceae.
AUGCUAGUCCGAAUUAGUACCCUACCCAAGGAGAUUAAAGACCUCGUCUUAGCAGCCGCCGCUGUGCCUGACACGCGUCAGAAGGCCGGCAGCAGGAGGACCAAUAAGAGCGGCCCUAGCAUUGCACCAAUAGAAGAGGCUGCUUCUGUCGCUGCUGAUGCUACGGAUGCGACCAGGGCUGAUGGGACUGAGUCCGUAGCGAAUGUGGCUGUAGCGGAGACAGCUGUAGCGGCGUCAGUAGCAGCCGCAGAUGAGGCGGCAGCGGCUGUAGCAGCAGCAGCGGAGGUGAGGCAGAUGCUAGUAGCAGCCAGGCUGUCACGCUGGUCUGCAGGCCAGUUCCUGCCCUUCGGUAUAGUCACACAGAGCCUGGGGCCGGCAGGGGACGCUGAGACCGAAACGAGGGCGAUUCUGGCGCAGUUUGGGAUUCAUGGGGCGGAUUUCUCGCCAGAGGUGCUUGCAGAGUUGCCUUGUGGGGCUGGUGGGACGAGGGGUGAUAGUGAUGGUAAGGGUGGUGAUAAUAGUGAGGGUGAUACUAAUGAGGGUGUAAGCACCGGCGGCGGCAGCAGCAGCAGCAGCGGGUGGCAGAUUCCUGCAGAGGAGAUAGCAGUUCGCAGGGACUUUAGGGGCCAGCGGGUGUUCACUAUCGACCCUCCCACUGCUCGAGAUUUGGAUGAUGCUCUCUCUAUAACGAGGAUAAGGGCUGGGGGGGCUAAGGGGAAGAAAAAAGGAAAGGGGAAGGAGAAGGGGAAGGGGAAGGGGGGGUUAGGGAAGGUAGAGGGGGAGAAGGCAGAGGAGGAGAGAGAAGAGGAGGGGAAGGGGGAGAAGGAGGGAGGAGAGGAGGAGGAGGAAGAAGAGGAGGAGGAGUUGUACCAAGUGGGCGUUCACAUUGCUGACGUGUCAUACUUCAUACCGCCCGGAUCCGCACUAGAUGCCGAAGCCGCCCGGCGGUGCACGACAGUGUAUCUAAUCCAGCAGGCCAUGCCGAUGCUCCCCCGCCCGCUGUGCGAGGACCUCUGCUCGCUACAGCCGGGGGUUGACAGGCUGGCGUUCUCGGUGGUGUGGGAUGUGACUGUAACGGGGGAGGAGAUGAUCGAUGGGAGGUUUGGGGGAGGGGAGGAGGUGGCAGGGUGGGGGCGGGGAGGGGGAGAGGGGAAGAAGGGGAAGGAGGUGAGGGAGGAGGGGGAUGAUGAGAGUGGGAUUGGGAGUGUGAGUGAAGGGGGGAGUGAGGGGGCGGGGAGCAGAGGAGGGGACGGAGAGGGCGGAGAAGGCGGAGGGGGCGGAGGGGGAGGAGGCAGUGGAGGGGUGGGGAAGCUGGACGGCAGAGUGAACGAGGACUGGCGGCCGGUCGUAUACGGAGGCCACAGGUGGCACGAUGUGAUUGGAGACGUGCUGGCGCUGCACCGUAUAGCGCAGAGCCUGAGACGGGCAAGGGAGGAGAGGGGUGCGCUCAUGCAGCUGCAGACAUCCAAACUGAGGUUCUCCUUUGAUGCAGAGGAAGGGGAGGAGGGGGAGGAGGAGCUGGGGGGCAUUGGGGAUGUGGGCGUGGGUAACAACACCAACAACACCAACACCAACACCAACACCAGCACCAGCACCAGCAGCAGCGGUGGCGGUAGCAAUGGUAAUAAGUGGAGGCCUGUGGGUGCAGCGGUGGCGCCGGCAACAGCAGCAGCGAACCAUCUGGUGGAGGAGCUCAUGCUUCUGGCCAACACCACCGUGGCGAAUAUCAUUUCUCGCGCCUUCCCUUCCGAUGCUCUGCUCAGGCGCCACCCCCCGCCCAACGCCAAGAAGAUGGGCGAUUUCCUGCGCUUUGCCUGCCAGCAGGGUGUGCUCUCAGCAGGGUUCUGCAAGAAGCUGGUGCAAGAGUGCCCGGAAUUGAAGCAGCUUAUAGCGGGUACAAACGGGGCGGGAGGGGCUGGAGGCUUGGAGGAGAUGGGAGAAGGGGAGACGGAGGGAGGCGGGGGUGGCAUGGAUGGAGUGAUACCGUCCAAAGUGCUAAGUGAAAUACUUAACGAGGUGGGGCGGGCGGUGGAGGAUCCAGGGGAGAAAGCGCUGCUGCUGCUGAUGGCGACUGAACCCAUGCAGCUGGCUCAGUACUUCUGCCGAGGACAGUGGGGUGGGAAUGAUGGGGAUGGGGAUGGGGAUGGUGAUGGUGAUGAUGGUGGUGACGAUAAUGAUGGGUUUUUCAGGGGAGGUGGAUUUCGGGGAGGCAGAUCUGGGGGAGGCAGGUCUGGGGGAGGUAGAUCUGGGGGAGGCAGAUCUGGCAGGGGAGGUAGGUCUGGGGGAGGUAGAUCCGGGGGAGGUAUAUCUGUGGGAGGUAGUUCUGGUGGGAAAGUAGGUACAUCUGGUGGAGAAGGCGAAUGGACGUCCCAUUACGGGCUGGCCCUCGACCUGUACACGCAUUUCACCUCCCCGAUCCGCCGCUACACUGACGUCAUCGUGCACCGCCAGCUGGCGGCCGCGCUGGCGGCAGAGGAGAGGCUUAUAGCGAGGAUGGGGCUGAGCAGCAGUGUGAAGUGGGAGAAGAGGGGGUUGGGUGCAGGAGGGGAAGCAGGAGGAGCAGGAGAAGCAGGCGAAGCAGGAGAAGCAGGUGGGGCGACAAGUGAGAAAGGAGAGAGGGGUGGAGCAGAAGGAGCAGGAGGGAAUAGGCAUGAGGUGAGUGGUGAUGUCAACGUUACGCUGCUUAGGAAGCUGACUGGGAUAGCGGCUGGAGGUAGGGUGCUCACUGCUGUGGGGGAUCCGCUGGGGCUGCUGGCAGGGUGUGGAAGGAGUGGAGGGAGUGGAGGGAGUGGAGGGAGUGGAGGAGAGGGGAAGGGAGACGGGAGGGGAGAGUUUGCAGGGGAGGAGGGUAUGCAGGGAGGGCGAGGUGGGAGAGGAGGGACAGGAGGGAGAGGAGGGACAGGAGGGAGAGGAGGGACAGGAGGGAGAGGAGGGACAGGAGGGAGAGGAGGGACAGGAGGGAGACGGGGAGGGAGACGGGGAGGGAGAGGACGGGGAGGAGGAAGGGGAGGGCGAGGAGGAGGAGAGGGGAAUGAAGACAAGAAGAUCUUGUUACGUCGCGAGCUGGUAACCGCAGUGCGGCAUGAGUGCCAGCUGGUGCACAAGGAACGAGCGAUGCCGCCCGCCGACGCCGUCGCUGACGUGGCGACACGGUGCAACGAGAGGAAGCUCGCCGCCCGAUACGCGCAGGAGGCGAGCGAGCGGCUGUUCCUGUGCCUGCUGCUGCGCCGCACCCAGGGGUGCCUCUCCAACGCGCGGGCGAGUGCUACGCUUAUAUGCAAGCAGGAGGCGAGCGAGCGGCUGUUCCUGUGCCUGCUGCUGCGCCGCACCCAGGGGUGCCUUUCUAAGGCCUGGGUGACCGCAAUUGGGCCGCGCUACAUGAGCGUCUACAUUGAACGCUUUGGGAUGGAGCGACCCAUUCAUUUCAACUCCAUCCCCAACACCACCUGCCAAUGGGUUGCUGCCACUAGUACUGUCAUCAUCAGCGCCAAGCCUCCACCCUCCGAGGCUAACGCCAAGGCUCGGAACGGAAAGGCUCGGAAAGACCAUGCUCGGAACGGCGAGGCUGGGAGCGCCUCAGAGUGCAAGGCAGCAGCAGUGAAAGGUCUACCAGCAGAUGAUCUAGCCCAUCUGAUAUCACCAUCAGCGUUGGUUCAGAAUGAUGGUGGUGGUGGUGGUGGUGGUGGUGGUGGUGGUGGUGAGGAGAGCAGUACCAAUGCAGUGGCAAAUGUAGGUUUGGAGGAUUCUACUGGAAUUGCAGGCCUGGCAGCAGACGAUCUUGCCCGGAGCAUCUCGCCUGGUUUGCUCGAAGGAGAUGAUGACGCAGACGGUGGAGGAGGUGGUACUUAUAACGAGGAUGACAGUAUCUUGCUGGUUGAUGGAGGGCUGGCAGCUGCGGCGGAGGCGGCAGCGGGAGUGGGAGAUGAGGGAGAAGGGGGAGUGUUGCAGCCUGUGGUGCUGCCGCUGACUCUCCGUGUCAUGGCUCAGGUGCCUGUGUUUGUGCAUACCACAGGGGGUGGCAAGCAGAUGAUGGAUAUUGGGGCUCGUUUGUACGUUGGCUGA